AUGGUGUGUUUCCCCUUCUCGCCGCUUGCAAACUGUAACGGUGGUGUCCAGCGGCGAGCAGAGCGGAAGACCCGCAGCGGGCAGAAAGCAAGCCAAGCUCUCCCCACUUCGAGUUUGAGGGCUCUGGACAACUCCACGCCCAGCCAUGGCAGACUCCAAGUCCACGGCUUCGGCCACGACACAGACAAACCCACGGGAAUCCCCGUGGCGCCUUUCAUCGACGAUGUGAACGACUACGUCUCCUCCCGCGCCGAGGUCGAGCCCACGCUCCGUUCGUUCCAGGAGAUGAUCUCCAAAUACCAGUUCAUGGAGGUGAACACACAACGUCGCGCGCAGGGCCUGCGCGACAAGAUCCCAGAUAUCAAGAAGACAUUGGAGAUGGUGCGGUUUCUGAAGACGCGAAAAGAGAAUAACCCAGAGUCUGAACUUGAGACAAACUUCGAACUGAACGAUACACUUUACGCUCGCGCUUCCAUUCCGAUUGCUGAGACGGAGGAGGUUUACCUCUGGCUUGGUGCGAAUGUUAUGCUGGCGUACCCGCUGGACGAAGCUACGACCAUGCUCCAGGAUAAACUAGCGGCUGCGGAGCAAAGCUUGGGUAAUUGCGAGGAGGAUUUGGAGUUCUUACGUGAGCAGAUCACGACUCUCGAGGUAGCCACGGCACGGGUUUAUAAUUGGGACGUCGUACAACGGAGGAAAGAGAAGGCCGAGGGCAAGGGGGAUGACGAAGAGAAGAAGCAGGGCGGCUAA
Messenger RNA from Penicillium chermesinum, 750 nucleotides. RefSeq names its product tubulin-binding prefolding complex subunit PAC10. Gene Ontology annotation, cellular component: prefoldin complex; cytoplasm. Gene Ontology annotation, biological process: microtubule-based process; tubulin complex assembly; protein folding. Gene Ontology annotation, molecular function: tubulin binding. The transcript has 4 exons. NCBI's taxonomy places the organism in Eukaryota, Fungi, Ascomycota, Eurotiomycetes, Eurotiales, Aspergillaceae. The coding region runs from base 1 to 750 and encodes 249 amino acids. The record is from RefSeq and is a predicted model, not a curated record.